AUGAGGCCAGCCAUCCAUCGGUUCCUCUCCAGCCAAUCAGGAGCGUCUGUGGCGGGUCAUGUGAUGCUCAGGGCUCUGAUUGGAGCGUUGGGCGGUGCGGUCCUCUUCCUGGGCGUGGUCCUCAGCCUCCCGCUGACCUUUGACCUGCAGCUGGCGGCGGGGUGCGGCUGCGUGGUGGCGUGCGCGGUGGGGGGGGCGGUGUCCCUGUCCUUCAGGUGCUCGGUCCUGCUGAUGUUUCCCAGCAUGCUCGGCGGCCGGGGGCGGGCCUACCUGCUGCUGCUGCUGCUCACGCUGCUGCAGGCCGGACCGCUCGCCAACAUCCAGAGAAACAUGGAGGCCGCCGCCGCCUCGCUCAGCUGCAACCUGGACCUGCAGGUGCAGCACAGCCGGCUGCUGUGGCGGCAGGCCGUGGGCCCGUUCCUGCUCAUCUCGCAGCAGCUGACGGAGCAGCAGGCGGAGCUGCAGGCGGAGGCUCGCAGCGUCGACAGGAAGUUCCGGACCAUCAGAGACGAGGUCGUGCUUCAGUACGGCUACGACCGCUUUGCCCCGAAACGCGCCGCCGUCGCCGCCGGCAACAGCACGCAGCAGCAGUUCACCGCCAAGACCGUCAUGCAGUGCGACGGCGUGGUGGAGCAGGGCGUGAAGCGCUGCGCCGAGUGGUUCGGCCUGAAGUGGGCGGAGUGCAUGGAGGCGAUCCCCGUGCCCGUCAUCAACCACUUCCUGUGCGUCUCCAUGAAGUUCCACUUCCUGUGUGAUGUCAUGAGGGUGAUGACGCCGUGGUGCCGGCGGCAGCUUCCUGUGGAGGGAAACUUCGGCCAGCUGUUCGACCGGCUCAACGCGUCGGUGGAUCUGCUGUCCCGAGAGUUCAGCAGCGAGGUCGAGGUGGAGCAGCAGCAGCAGCAGAUGGUGUUGGAUCAGAACUUCACGGAGACCGUCAGCGGCUCCUUCGUCCGUGUGUCGGCGGCGGCGCAGCAGCUGCUGGACGUCCUGCAGCUGCUGCGCUGCUUCACCUGCGUCACCGUGUUCACGCAGGCGCUCGGCUACCUGCUGCGCUACAGGAAGGACCUCGGCUUCGACAACGUCUACGUCACCGCCUCCUUCCGGCGGAUGGACGCCCGGCGGAGGAGGGCGGGGCGGCGCUGCCUGCUGCCGCUGAGCCCGGCGGACAGGCGGAGGCUGGUGGAGCCGUGCGGUCCGGCCGUCCUGUCCCGCGAGCUGCGCCAGGUGAGCUCGGGUGCGCUGCAGGUGCUGACGGCGUCGCUGCUGAGCGCCGCCCUGCUGGCCGUCGACGUCUGUCUGUUCCGCGUGCUGGACGCCGUCGGCAGGCACGCCUUCACCCGGCUCCGCCUGGACGCGGCUCACCGGGUGGAGGUGAGCGUGGGCGGAGCCUCCAUGAUGGCUCGCCUGCUCAGGAAGACGGUGGCGGCGUUCAACAGCUCGUCCAGCCUCCACGUGGACAGCGACACCCGUGUGUGCACGCGGCCGCCCUCGCUGCUCCCCGCCGGUGUGUACGUGAGCUGUGCGAGCGUCCUGCUGCUGGCGGCGCUGCUCUGCCUCCUGCAGGUCUACACCAACCGCCUCCGCAGGCUCAUCGCCGCCUGCUUCCACCCGGACACGGAGCAGAGGAGAGUCCUGUUCCUCUACACGCUGCAGAUGCACAGGAGGCGCACCGCACACAGGAAACGCAUCAUCGGUCAGAGGUGCGGCCAUCUUUGUUGUGGUCGCCGACAGGAAGUGUCCGACUGA
This is a messenger RNA of Scomber japonicus (chub mackerel), 1746 nucleotides long. It is a transcript of the gene dcst1, whose product is annotated as DC-STAMP domain containing 1. Gene Ontology annotation, cellular component: membrane. The transcript is spliced from 3 exons. The coding region runs from base 1 to 1746 and encodes 581 amino acids. Lineage: Eukaryota; Metazoa; Chordata; Actinopteri; Scombriformes; Scombridae. The record is from RefSeq and is a predicted model, not a curated record.